UAUAUGAAAAUUAAAUUUGUAGUUAAAAAUGAUAAUGAUGAAAAUACCACUACAAACAGCAGCUGUACUGCUAAUAUAACUGAAGUUUUUGACAAAAGAACUGAAGAAAGUGAUAUAGAAACUGGUGAUGAUAAUGCAGUAGAUAAUUGA
Molecule: messenger RNA, 150 nt
Organism: Cetraspora pellucida
Lineage: Eukaryota; Fungi; Glomeromycota; Glomeromycetes; Diversisporales; Gigasporaceae
Source: the annotation of a GenBank genome assembly